This is a messenger RNA of Mya arenaria, 4863 nucleotides long. RefSeq names its product interaptin-like. The transcript is spliced from 2 exons. The record is from RefSeq and is a predicted model, not a curated record. NCBI's taxonomy places the organism in Eukaryota, Metazoa, Mollusca, Bivalvia, Myida, Myidae. The coding region runs from base 165 to 4514 and encodes 1449 amino acids.
UAGCAACUAGGUCAACCGGUGUCGAAGUAGUUUUAAUUCAUAAAGUGAAAAUAAUGUUUUUUAAACCGAACCCAUUUAAACAUUUGUAAACUUCUUUUUCCUAAUGCUGAUGUUAAGGUGGAUGUCAGUUUUUACUCAGAUUGUAGGGGGAGAAAUCUGCUAAAAUGGCUACAGACCCGGUGGGAUUUAAUAAUAAAGAUAAAGAUUCCUCUGAUGAAGAAGGUGAUGCCUUGUUUUCCUACUUUGGCAAGAGAAAAGCAACUCCAGACAAAACUAAAGAGCCUCAACAAAUUGCAGAUAUAACUAUUGGAAGUGGUAAAAAUGAAGUUGUGAAUAUUAAUACCGGAAGUGGUAAACCUAAUAACUUAAAAUCAGUAACAAUGGAAACUGAACCACAGCAUAGAAUGAAUGAAGCAAAGCUUCUGAGGGUCAAUGACAAAGUCGAAGUGGAAUCAGAUGUUUGUAACACCUUAACAAACGGCGAAGUGAAUAAAGCAAAAGUUUCAGACAAUGUCACUGGAAUGUUACAAACAAAUGUUCUUACGAGUGAUGAUAAGAACAGCAACAAUGGCACUGAAAAUGCUUUGAGUGUUAAUGGAGUGGUUAAUGACUUGGAAAAGCAAAGAAAGGAUAUUAAAUCUGAAUUGAAUAGGAUUUUAGAAAAUCCAGAUGCGCCAUUGGUUCUUGGAGAUAAAAGGCUAUUUAUCAUCAGUGAAAAUAACUGGCAGGCGUUAUGUGAUAAAGUAUGUAAAUUGACUGCAGAAACUGUGUCAGGGAGGGAAUCAUGUACAGAGCAGAAAUAUAUGGCUGAAGGAAGACAUGAUCAAGAUCUGGCAGCCAACAAGGGUAAUGUCCAGUCAAGUGCUGAAGAUUGUUCAGGACAGAAAUAUAUAGGUGAAGGAAGACUUGAGCAAGGUUUAGCAGCCAACAACGGGAAUGUCCAGUGGAGUGCUGAAGAAUAUUCAGAAGGGGAAACAUUCCCUGGUGUGAAUUUUUCUGGAGUGCCUGGAAAGUUUAUAAGGAAAAACAGCAAACUAGUAUUUGAACGGUAUGAGCAGACAUCCAUGUCUGAUGUUGGAAUUGCUAAUAGUGAAAUGGAAUGCAAUGUUAGUGAAGAGUUAAGAAAUGGAAGUAUUGUUGAAAAUGACACUAGCCACACUGAUGCAUUUGAUGUGAAUGAUAGCCAUAUGAUUGCCAUUCCAUUAAAUACAACUUCAAAUCAUGUACAAACCCCUGCAUUAACUGAAGUUUCAGGUGAAUCUUCAACAUAUACAACUGAAAGUUUAAAUGAGCAGGUGUCAGAAAACUGUUGUAAUGAAACAAAUUCAACUCAACAACAGCCAAUGGUAUUUCAUUUUGAUGCAUAUGGGAAUCUGCAGCCUAUUGUGGAAAGUCCUGCAAAAGCCUUUGUAGUGGACACCAAGGAAAUUGAAUUUAGACGAAUGUCAUAUGUAAAUGAAAGAGAGCAAUCUUCUAGUCAGUUAUUGAUGCAAAAUGAAAGUGAAGUAAGCAAACCGAAGUUAAAAAGUUUUAAAUUAAGUGUAGCUGCUUAUGAUGGUUUAAUGCAACUUCACAGUACAACUGUUAAUGAUACUUGUGUAUUGAAACCUGAAGGGGAGACAGAGAAAAUUCUCGACUCUUUAAAGGAAGAUGGUGAAACAAAUUUAAGGCAAAACAUAAAUAGAAUUACUUUAGAGUCAAACAUCAAGAAACCUGCUUUAGACAAAGACAUGAAUAUGACUGUGUUGAAAAAGUCCAUUCCAAAAGUCAGGAUGGAAAAUACACAACCAUUUAAUGUGCAAUCAGUUAGAUCUGUGGCAGUGGCCAAAAGAGAAGAAAGUGUGAAAGCGAAAGAAACUCAAGUGGAGAAUACAUUAGAAUCAGAAAAGAUUGAAAGAAAUAUUUGCAGUGAUGUGAAUAAUAAAGCAGCAAACCAUGGUGAAGUAGAAUCAAUUGAAAGACCAAACCUUGUGAAAGAAAAGAAAAAGGUGGGCAGACCACGAGCUAAACUAUUGAAAUAUAAGAAUGAAAGCAAAAGUGAAGAUAAGAAUGAAAAGACAAACACCAUGGUUGGUACAGCAGAAGGAGAAAAUGUCAAAAGGAAAAGAGGAAGACCAAAGAAAAAAGAUGUUGGAAAUAAAAAGGUGGAUGACAGUGAGGGUGUUUGUCCUCCUGGUGAAACAAAGGAAAGAGACUCAAUAGAAAUCCCUCCAAGUGUUUCAAGACCUUGUGAAACAACAGUUGGAGAGUUGAAAGAAAACAUUAGAGUUAUUUCUAUUCAUAAUGAAACAAAAGUAAAAGAAAUUGAUGGAAAAAAGCAAAGCUCUGAAUCUGAUACAACAUCUUUACAUUGUAGUGCAGGACAAGAAUUUGAUUUACAAGGUAAACAGAAGAGGUGUACAAUUGAAGCAAGCUGGAAAUCAUUCAAGCCAAAUUUGGGAAAAGCGAAAUGUGUUGAAAGUGAAACAGAUAAAAAUGAAGUAAAUUAUGAAACUGAAAGUUUUCUAAAUAAAGGUUUAGGCACAUAUGGAAGUGGCAGUGAAAAUAAAGAGCAAACUCCUGAAAACUCAGAUGAAGAAGAUGAACUCUUUAAUUACUUCGAAAGUAAAGACAAACCACUGAAUCGUUCACAAGUCUCUGUAGAAUGCCAGGCAAACUUUGAAAGUGAUAGUGAGGAUGAAGAAUUUGAUAGGGAAAACAUUCUUAAAGAAUACAGAUUGCAUGCGAAGAAACUUCAAAACGAGAAAAGCGUAAAACAAGUGAAAAGACUUCCAAGAUGUACUGUCUCAUUAACAAAACUUAAGAUCACACAACACACAGGUCUUACACCAUACAUAAUUGAAAAGAAUGUGCAAAUAAAAGCAGGACUGAAGUCAAAUAAACAAAAUGCUAUAAAAAGUGAUGUUCAACGGCAACAGGUUGGAUUAAUGGAAACGCACAAAAAUACUAAGGCUAAGAAAGUAGCUGGUGUGAAAAGAAGAUCUAGUUUAAAGUCAAAUGCAGCAGGUAAAGACGAGUUAAAGUCUGUCAAGAAAUCUGUAAACUUUGAAGAAGUAGUUAAUGAAAACAAGCAAUAUAUGGGUAGAGCUGAGAAUAAAAUGUCAUCAAACAGUCACAAUGCUGAUAGUGCAAUUAAAAAGAAAUGUGGUCCAAAAAGAAUAAAUGAAAUAGGCACAGACAUUACACUAAAAAAGGGACCAUACAAAAGAAAAUUUUCAGGAGAAAUGGAAAAAGUUGAAAACAGCAGCGCAUUGACAAGUGAUGGUACUGAAGGUGAUAGCGCUGCGGUUAAAGGAAGAGAAUCUCUGAUGAAAAUAAAUUCCAAAGAAAAGGUUAAACAGAUAAUGACAAAAAGAGGAAAGCAAAAGCUGAUGAAAGAUUCAGCUAAUGAGUUAAGAAUGCAAGAGAACAGUCUUUCAAAAGAUAUGAAAGAAAAUGAAGGUUUGGAAAAACUUAAUGUGAAUGAAGAAAACUGUAUUGAAAAUAAUCCACCGAAUGUUUUAGAUAAACCAUUAACUGGUGCCAGUACUGAUGAACAACACAACAAGACAAGAAAGAGAAAAGUUAAAACAAACAGUGAAGUAAAAGUGAAAAGGUGUAGAGUAAAGAAAUGUAAACAAACGAGUCACGAAUCUGAUGUAAAUGUUUCUAGUACUGAAACAGACAAUACAGAAGAUGAAAGGACUGUGACUUAUUCAGACAACCUUGUUAAGAGUAGAAAGAAAUCUACAGCAGUGGGUGUGAAAACCAUGAGUCGGAAUCGGAAGAUGAGAGAAAAGAAAUUUAAAGAUCGAUAUUCAUGGAAGGAUCUGUUACCGCUUGAAGUGAUGGACAUACAAAAGACAAUGGAUGAAAUUGAAAGUGGGGAUAGAAGCCCAGUCAAUGUUAAGAAAACUGUUCGUAAGAUAAUGAAUCAGGUUAAAAGAAAAAGUAGACAAAAUCGGAUUGAUAGUAAAACAGAAAAAUGUUUCACCACUAAAGAGAACGAAAAAAAUCAAACAAGAACUGCUAGUGUUGAUUCUUGCUCAUCUGCAACAGAAACAGGAAGAGAUUUAAGUAAUUCCCCAAGUAAAAAACAUCUUUCGACUUCUCAAUGUAAGCCUGGUGAUUCCAAUUCGCAGGGGGGACGAAUGAUCGCAAGGAAAAAUAAAGAACAGAGUGAAAGAAAUGAAUAUUUGGGUUCAAAAAGUAGGGAAGUGAAACAUAAAACUUCAAAAUCAGAUGAUGUGCAUCUAAAGGCAGUUGAUCCACUAAGAUCAGGGAAUUGUGUGGAAAUACAUGGAUCACCUUCGAAAGGUGAAUCACAAGUAUACCAGCAGUUUACCUUUCAUUCACCAAAGAGGGCUGAAAAUCAAAACAGUGGAAUGGAUAAUACUUGCAAAUUAUCAAGCACAACAGAGGUUCCAUUAGUAUCAAGUGAGACAACAUCUCCAAUACACAGUCCUAGUAAAGCUGCUGACAAGGUGAAAGGGCUUCUAGAAAAAGUUCAUGUUACGAAGAAAAUUAGUUUUUAGAUUUGUUUUGCUUUGAAUCUAUUAUUUGAUAUAUUAUGUUGAAUCUGUUAAAAGGUUUUCUUUUAUCUGCUUUUUUCAAAACUAAUGAUCCACAUUUUUACUGCUACAGACACUACUUUUUACUGGGUUGGUGUAUAUAUUCUGCCUCAUACAUUAAAUACAUGAUGAUCGUUCAAUUUUAUAAAAAAACUUAAUUGGUAAUAAAAUAUAUUUUUGUACAGCAUUGUAUAAUUUUAGUAAACGUUUUCAUUAUAGACUAUGUUUGGGCAUUAUUAUUGUAAUAUAGAUUCUUAAACGAUACACAGGUAUAUCAAUAAAAUAUGAAACCUCUCGAAUUAAUCUUUAUCUG